GCGUGCCCAGCGCACCGCGCAGAACCGCGCGCGCCGUACUCCGUUCCUUUGUGUAUGCAGCGGCGUGUGUGCGUGCAACGGUGCAACGCUACGGCCGGUGUGGACAGUGCGCCGCGACACUGGCGCGGGGUAGAGAGAGGACUCGUGUCGCGCGAUCAGUGACAGACAAGAUGGCGGAGGUGCGCCUGGUGCAGUGGUGGUAGAGCGGUGCAUAUCGCACGGGCCCCGCGUCAACGUGUGCUGUGCGGGGUAACGCGUGUGUGCGCGCGCUCGCGCGCGCGCGCCCUCGCGGGGUGGUGGGGAAGGGGAGGAUUGCGGUCCCGCUGGCGAGAGCACCCUCCUGACAACGACAGCUGGACGUGUGACAUGGAGCAGCGGGUGUUCUCGGCGGUGACGACGAAGCGCCGCGGUCACCAGCAUCAUCCGCGGCACACCACGCGACGACGUCUCGACGCCUCCAGCAGAGGACCCGCGCAGUGUGGCCCUGCUGAGGGAACCGUCAGGAAUGUCACGCUCGACGACGACGACGACGACGUCGUCCGACUCGUCGCCGCGACGGAGCCAUCCGUGCCGCAAGUGACACUGCGGCCUGCCACGAGGCAAAUCGUCGACGACGAGUUCGGGACGAAGGAGGAGAAGGAGAGGAAGGAGGAGGAUGAGGGAGACCGCAGGAGCGACGACGACGUCCGACAGAGGCUCGCGCAGUGUAGCCCGGACGUUCCCGCGCUCGGCGAGAGCAAGGACGCCGAGCGCGGCGAGAUCACGCAGGAUCACGCGGGGGGGUUGGGCGGCAGGAGGAGGAGGAGGCGGAGGUCCCCCCGAUCCAGUCCACGUGGGAAGAGCCCCCCCGCCGACAACGGUCGUCCUCCGCGGAGCAAGAGCAACUCGCCCGAGCCCGAGCACGCGGUCGCGAGGGCCCGCGGCGACGGCAACUCCGACGACGAGUCCGCCAACGUCGAGGAGGACCUGGAGCUGGCGGAGCUCGCCAAGCUACGCUGCCCCAGCGAGCGCACGGAGGUCCAGGCCGAGCGGGAGGCCCGCAGGCGGAAGAGAUGCGCCGACUAUCCCGGGCUCGCCUUCGGCUGCUCCAUAUUCUCCAGCGACACGAUGAUGAAGUUCAGUCUGAUAAAGAACGAACUCCAGAAUAUCAUGGGCAAUCAGCUGAAGCGGGCUGAGUCUGAAGUUGCCGCCUUGAAUCGCCGUAUUCAACUGCUGGAGGAGGACCUUGAGAGAUCCGAGGAGCGUCUUGCCACGGCCACCGCCAAAUUGGCGGAGGCAUCGCAAGCUGCCGAUGAAAGCGAACGGAUACGCAAGGCUCUCGAAAAUCGCACUAACAUGGAGGACGACCGAGUAUCCUUGUUGGAGCAGCAGCUAGCACAGGCUAAACUGAUCGCAGAAGAGGCGGAUAAAAAAUACGAGGAGGUCGCCAGGAAACUAGUCAUGAUGGAACAGGAUCUCGAGCGCGCCGAGGAAAAGGCCGAGCUUUCCGAAUCCAAGAUUGUCGAGCUUGAAGAAGAAUUGCGUGUCGUCGGCAAUAAUUUGAAGUCCCUCGAGGUCUCUGAAGAAAAGGCCAACCAACGCGAGGAGGAAUACAAGAAUCAAAUUAAGACCCUUACUACUCGUCUAAAGGAGGCUGAGGCACGCGCUGAGUUUGCAGAGAGAUCCGUGCAGAAACUCCAGAAGGAAGUUGACAGGCUCGAAGACGACCUCGCAGCCGAGAGAGAGAAAAACAAAUUGCUACAGGAGGAGAUGGAGGCCACCCUGCAUGACAUCCAGAACAUGUAGAUCGUAUUUUUCGCGGUGAAAAUUAACGCGAAAAUAACACGAGAACAUUUAGAAAGCAAGAGAAUAAUCAGAGAGAAAGAAAGAGAGAGAGAGGGAUUGAAAAAAACGGAAAAUAAAUACAAGAAAAUAAUAGAAUGGCGGCAACGAGAAGUGAAUGAGAAACAAACACGCCGUUACACGGCGCGAGCGCUUCGUAUGUGGUGCACACCUUACAUUAACGGAUAAAAAUACAGUCUUUAGACUAGUCUUAUACCCUCCAUUACGUCCAUCCGCAGUGCGUGUAUGUAUUAUGCGUGCUUGUAUGCGUUCGAGAGUGUGUCGUAUGCGUGUCGCGUGUCGUAUUUGUAUGUGCGUGACGUAAGAAACUGAUGUGGGAUGAGAGGAAGAGUCGAAAAUGUGUACAUGUGUGUAUGCAUGCAAGGAAAAGUAAAGAAGAUAUAGAACGAAAGGAUCGGUACGACAGAGAGAGAGAGAGAGAGAGAGAGAAAGAGGAAGGAUGUAAGAGAUAGAAAGGAAGAAAAAGGAAGAAAUAAAUAAUAGGCGACAAGAACAGACGGCAGGAUAGUUUCGUACAUAAUAUGAAGUUAUUUGUAAUCGAAAUCUGAUUUUUUAGCUUUAGAUUUUAACUUACAUAUAUGUAUAGUCUGUCUUUAAAUUUUAAUUCGAGAAAAAUUGAAAGACAUGGCUGCGACCGGUUUGAGGCGUUCUUCGAACACGCUGUGAUUUAAAUUUGUUACGAAAAUGAUUACUGGCCGUGGGAGCAAUACGUGAGUAGAGAUUAGAGAGGUAGGAAAUAGGAGAAACGGAGACGAGACGAAUCGGAUUAUUUGUACCGAGAGAAGAGACUCAAUGAGAAAUUAGGAGCCAAUUUUUUCAAGCGUGUCAAUUUUAUGCGCCAAAGACGAUGUUUAAAUACGACAUGUUAUAUAAUUAUAAUAUUGUACUUACCCUAAGGUUCGAUUUACGCUCAAAGCGCCAUUGGCAUCAUUCUAUCUUUAUUUACUAAGGAGUAGAACGAUAAAGAUGGAAUGAUGUCAAUAGCACUUUGAGCGUGAAUUGAACCUUAGCCUUAAUAUAUAAUUAUAUAGUAAACUGCUCUCGACUUAUCUGAUAUCUGCAAUCAGGUUCCGUCCCCAUUAAAGAUAAACGAUUAUCGAGUAACAAAUCUUUUUAGAAGUGACUUAUGAAAAAUUUUUUUAUCCUUCAAUUGAUUUGUUUUUCAUCGAAUCGAACCUUUCAUCGAAUUUAGCGCGGUGCUUCUCUCGGUACAAAAAUACGCGUAGCAGGAUUGUAUAUAAUGGAGGGAAAUAGUGUUCAUUUACUUUUCGCACCAUUUUACAUUUUGCAUUCCACGCGGCUCAGCUCGUGCGAGAAGGGAGAUUCUUUCGUCAGUUUCUUUCGUCUGUCAGUUUUUUUUUUUUACAGCGACACUAUCGCGUUAUCUUCUCAUUGCCGCCGAAAGCAAAGACGACGAAUGAUGCAAUAACUGUGCAUUUAAGAGGACACCACUGCCAAACCUUCCCAGCAAUUUUUCUAAAAGAUAUAUUUUCGUAGUACGUUUUUGUCUUCGUUGUGCAAUAUUUAAUCAAACAAUUACAAUCGAAUUACCAACGUAGUAUUGCCAUAAUUAAAAUCCUUUUUUUCUUCAUAAUGUGAAAUAAUUGAGAUUUUGUAUCUGGCCUAUCUAUGCAGACAUAUGUAUGUAUCACGUAUGCAAAUUUAACUUAGAGCCUACGGAAAAUUGAUGAGCGCAUAAUACUUAAAAUGCAAACAGGGAAGCAACUGGCUACUUGAUCAUGCAGUGCAGCUUCCCGUGCUAGCUGAGUCAUUCCAAUAUUUUUUUACCGAUCGUGCCUGUAUAUAUUUAUGAUAUAAAUACUAACCACGGCCAAACAUCAAACUUCGAUGCAGGGAAUGUGCUUCGUUUCGAAUGUAAGAGCGAAUGAAAGAUCGGAAAUAAUUACCGAUUGUCGAAAUAAUGCAUAUCCGAUAUUCUACUUCGCGACACGUAGGUCGCCUCGAAUUUAUUAUAAUUACUAUUAAUUGAUACAGUUGUCUAAUGUUACUGCUAUUUCGCGCUCGCCAUCGAGUAUCGUUUAUCUCGCGAUUGAAAUUUUUCUCUUCCAAUCUUUUUUUCUUUCUACUGAAAAGUGUAAUUUAUGUCGCGUGUACUGCCUCGACCUCAAUGGGUCGUAACCUAUCAGAGUUAUUCUUAUAGCACUUUUCCUGCAACAUUAUUCUUGGAUGGCCUUUUGAUGUAGGAAUGUACAUCGUCCUCUUCCCGUUCCGAUAUAUAAAUGCAUGUACAUUAUCGUCGCUCGCAUAAUCAUUGGAGCAACCAUGAAGUUAUAUUAGACUAAAUCAAGUUUGCGUUUUAGGAUCAACUCCCGAUACUAAAAAGAUAGAAACGUUUCGCCUUUCACGCGAAAAACACUCUAAUUUUAACAAUUAGCUUUUUAUAGUUUGUUAACAUUGCAUUGAUUUGUUUGUAUAAAUCAAUAUUUGUGUAGUAUUAAUAUAAUAAGUGUAUUGUUACGUGAUUUUGAAAUAUGAUCACGUAUAAUGACGUCUACCUAAACGUUAUUGGUGAAAUAACGUUUUGGAAAUUUGGACUAAUUUCAAAUUAUAUAUCUCCUAAAUAUUACAUCUUUAUUUAUACGUACGAAGAUGGCGAUGAACUAUCCAAAGUACAGUAAUAUAUCCGUUAUCGAAAGGCCAUCCGGAGACAUCGUUUGUUCUCCAAAUUAACGCCGCCACGUGCAAGCGUUAUUAAAAAUCAGGAAAAUAAUCGCGAAAAGCACAACCACGAGACCUAUAUGUCCUAUCGUUGAUUUUUGUUAGCUACAAUUCUUUUCUUUCUGAAUACACUACUAAAAUUACGGAAACACAGAUACUUGA
This is a messenger RNA of Monomorium pharaonis (pharaoh ant), 4683 nucleotides long. RefSeq names its product tropomyosin Per a 7.0102 (gene Tm1). The record is from RefSeq and is a predicted model, not a curated record. Gene Ontology annotation, cellular component: actin filament. The transcript is spliced from 8 exons. Lineage: Eukaryota; Metazoa; Arthropoda; Insecta; Hymenoptera; Formicidae. Gene Ontology annotation, biological process: actin filament organization; muscle contraction. Bases 367 to 1785 code for a protein of 472 amino acids. Gene Ontology annotation, molecular function: actin filament binding.